Molecule: messenger RNA, 1295 nt
Organism: Cololabis saira (Pacific saury)
Lineage: Eukaryota; Metazoa; Chordata; Actinopteri; Beloniformes; Belonidae
Exons: 5
Coding region: 246-1073 (275 amino acids)
Source: RefSeq, a predicted model, not a curated record
UUUAGACAAAUGUAGUGUUUGUAAAGUUUAUAAAACCAAUGAUGGGACAAAAAUUACUAGUUAUGUGUGCACAUUUUUGUAAUUAGUCAAGGUUAUCAUAGAUUAGCCGGGCUAACAGUUAGCUGUUUAACUUUAAUGACUUAGUGAUUCAAACGGUCCAUGAAAAAAUAUUUUUCCAGCGGAUAUCUUAGUUACAACGUUGUACGUUGUACUAACGUUGUACUAACGUUGUUAGUUACCCUGUGAUGCCCACUUCUAGGUGUGUCAGGUGGGGCCCAGCAGAUUUGCCAGAGGGGGAGACCGAGGCAACGUUGGAGAAUAUGAAGAGGGAUAUGCUGAACAUCUACUCAGAGGAAGGAAUGAAUGGGGCAGAGAGAGCAGAACCAAUGAUGGAAAAGACGUACAUCAUCCUGCGGAAAUACCUUAACAAAGAGCCUGCUGCAGCAAUGUCUGAGAUCAAACAGGAGUGGCCAUUUCUCUUCUCUCAGAAAUGCCUAUUCUCACACUUUGGCCUCCUGACGGACGUCGAUGUCCUUCAGAAGCUACAGGAGCAAAUUAGUCGACGAGGACAGACCAUCUUGGAUUACUGUGCAACACUGGACAACCCCAAGAUCCAUGAUGUCCUGGCCUGCUAUGAUCCAGACUCUGACAAGGCUGCCUGCAUCCUGCUGCUCCUAAUGUUGUACUUCAAAGAACCGAAAGAGAGUUUGAUGCUUGAAGUUGAUCCAUGUGCCACUUCUGUGGACGUCAAUACUUCAGACCUCCCCAGCACUCCCUGCUUGAUCAUUCAAGGUGACACGAUGAAGCCCUCUGGAUGGCUUAUAUCCAUCGAGGGACAUGUCGUGAUGGGCCCACACCCUUUCUUUUUGCACGGAGUAGCUGCUUUCUUCAGCAGCUAUUACGUCUUCAACCUUGAGUAUCCUGCCACUGGAUCAUCGACGCUGGAGUUCAUUCAAAGGUGCUUCCUGGCCAUCAAUCCUGAAAGAGGCUCAAAGACCAAGAAGCGGACAACAAUGAACCCUCAUGUGAGCACCCUUUGGAGGAAACUUGUUGACUUUGAGUGGGCAUCAUAGUAUUUUUUGCAGCAGUAGUUGUCAGGCUCAGUUUUGAGUAGCCUCGUUCUUUAUGUAAUUUUUUUUAAAGACAACUUUGCACUACAAGAUUUUUACACAAUGCUCUUGCGUGUGGACUCAUUAUAAUGUUUGAGACUGAGAAGAGCGCCUGACUCCUUUACGACAUCCCUUCAUCGCUCUCCCUUCCUCUCUUAUCUUGCCAUGAAGGCCUCAUGCCCAUCC